AUGGCCACCCGUGAUCCCAACACCCUCGCCAACUAUGGCCACUGGCGGGUUCGCCACACCUCAGUCGACUUUGCCGUCAACUUUGACAAGCAGCGGCUCGAGGGCUCCGUCCUUCUCGAGCUCGAGUCCCUGACGGACCGCCAGAGCAACGAGAUCAUCCUCGACACCAAUGCUCUGGACAUUGCCUCGGUCAAGCUGGAUGCUGCAAGCUCCAAGUGGGAGGUCAAGUCUCGCGUCGAGCCAUAUGGCGAGCCACUCCACAUUGCCGUGCCUGAAGGCGCUGCGCAGGGCCAGCUCGUCAAGCUCGACAUUGCCCUCCAGACCACGUCCAAGUGCGUCGGUCUCCAAUGGAUGACCCCAGCCCAGACCGGCAACAAGAAGCACCCUUACGUCUACUCCCAGUGCCAGGCGAUCCUCGCCCGGUCCAUCUUUCCUUGCCAGGACACGCCAGACGUCAAGUCAACCUUUAGCUUCAAGAUAACUUCGCCCCUGCAGGUUGUGGCAAGCGGUGUCCCUGUCAAGGAGGCAGCAGGCAGCGAAUCCAACGUGUAUCGUUUCGAGCAGAAGGUGCCGAUCCCCUCAUACCUCUUCGCGCUAGCAUCUGGUGACCUCGCUACUGCCCCUAUUGGCAAGCGCUCCGUGGUCUCAUGCGGCCCCGAGGCGCUCGAAGGGGCCAAGUGGGAGCUCGAGGACGACAUGGACAAGUUCUUGGAUGUUGCAGAGAAGUUGGUUUUCGAUUAUCAGUGGGGAGAGUACAAUGUGCUUGUACUGCCUCCCAGCUUUGCUUACGGAGGCAUGGAGAACCCCAUCUUCACGUUUGCGACCCCUACCAUUAUCAGCGGCGACCGCCAGAAUGUUGAUGUCAUUGCCCACGAGCUGAGUCACAGCUGGAGUGGCAACUUGGUUGGCUGUGCUAGUUGGGAGCACUUCUGGCUCAACGAGGGCUGGACCACGUACCUCGAACGCCGCAUUGGAGCUGCCAUCCAUGGCGAGCCCCAGUUUGACUUCUCAGCCAUUAUUGGCUGGAAAGCGCUUGAGGACUCGGUCAAGCUGUUUGGCGAGACGCACGAGUUCACAAAGCUCAUCAUCAACCACAAGGGUGUCGACCCUGAGGAUGCCUUCAGCACAAUCCCGUACGAGAAGGGAUUCCACUUCCUUUACUACCUGGACCGACUGGUUGGCAGAGAGAACUUCGACAAGUUCAUUCCGCACUACUUCCAGACGUGGGCUCGUAAGUCGCUGGACUCUUUCGAGUUCAAGCAGACAUUCCUUGACUUCUUCAACAACUACGGCAACGAAGAGAUCAAGAGCAAGAUUGCUGGCAUUCCUUGGGAGGAGCGAUUUUAUCAGCCUGGCCUGCCGCCCAAGCCCGAAUUCAACACUGCCUACGUUGACAGCUGCUUGGCCCUUGCCAAGAAGUGGGAGGACGAGACCUUCAAGCCAGAACCAGAAGAUAUCAAGUCCUUCACAGCAAACCAGACCCUUGUUUUCCUGCAGGCGGUCCAGAAAUUCUCCAAGCCGCUAAGCGCGGAAAGAUCCCAUCUUCUUGGCACCACCUACAGCAUAAGCUCGUCCAAGAACGUCGAGCUCAAGGCUGCUUAUUACUUGAUUGCACUUGAGGCCGGGGACAAGAGUGAGAUUCCUGGCGUCGUCGAGCUUGUGUCGUGUGUAGGUCGGAUGAAGUUCGUUCGCCCGUUGUUCAGGAAGCUCAACGAGGUCGACAGAGACCUGGCCGUCAAGACAUUCAAGGAGCACAAGGACUUCUAUCCCUCUACCACAAAGGGUCAACUCGAGAGAGAUCUCGGUUUGAAAUAA
This is a messenger RNA of Microdochium trichocladiopsis, 1815 nucleotides long. Its product is annotated as leukotriene A-4 hydrolase. Gene Ontology annotation, biological process: proteolysis. The transcript has 6 exons. NCBI's taxonomy places the organism in Eukaryota, Fungi, Ascomycota, Sordariomycetes, Xylariales, Microdochiaceae. Gene Ontology annotation, molecular function: zinc ion binding; epoxide hydrolase activity; aminopeptidase activity. The coding region runs from base 1 to 1815 and encodes 604 amino acids. The record is from RefSeq and is a predicted model, not a curated record. Gene Ontology annotation, cellular component: cytosol.